CGCCAUAGGCAAGUACGAGGGAAGCCGAGCGCGCCAUGACGGGCAACGCCAGCGAGGCAAGGCGAGACGAGAAAGGAACGGAAAAUUAUCACCGUCGGCGCUGUCAUCAAUAUGGAGGACAUCGUGCGACGAUGCCGCCGUACCGUUGCGCCGCGUGCCACCAGGAACUGAGGGAUCGCUCGGCACGUCUCGGGACUGUCCACCAGCUAGAAUAUCGUGGAAACUCACCAAACGUCACCGUAGAACACGAUUGUCGACGCUAUUCGGACCGAUGGGUUGAUAUGAAGCCACCAAAUAUACACGUAAACCCACGAUCGUCGCGUGAGGGCGUUGUAUAAGAGCAAAUAUGGCC
Molecule: messenger RNA, 352 nt
Organism: Acromyrmex echinatior (Panamanian leafcutter ant)
Lineage: Eukaryota; Metazoa; Arthropoda; Insecta; Hymenoptera; Formicidae
Source: RefSeq, a predicted model, not a curated record